Messenger RNA from Rangifer tarandus platyrhynchus (Svalbard reindeer), 378 nucleotides. The record is from the annotation of a GenBank genome assembly. Lineage: Eukaryota; Metazoa; Chordata; Mammalia; Artiodactyla; Cervidae.
AUGCGGAUCCGCAGGCCUCCCAGUAUGCUUGUCUCAGGAGAACAAUUUAUUAGGAUAAAGGACUCUUGCUGCCAUGUGGGUCUGACUCAACACCAUUUGUACCUAGAGAUAGGAGGUGCUGAGACACCUCCUCUGUUUAAGGCUUUCCCAAAUUCUUUUGUUUACGGUUGCAGGCCUCUUAAAUACUGUAUGGCAGAAUGCAGUCUGUCAUUACAAGCUGUGUCACCUUGGGCAGAUUUCUUAACUCCUGAGCUUCAUUUCCUCUUCUGUACAAUGUGGACGAUCCCUACCUCACAGGGCUGCUAUGAAGGCAGAAAGAGAAAGUGUGAGAAGAUACUUACCAAAAGUCUGGAACAUAGCAAGUGUUCAAUAAACUGA